GGUUUCAAUGAUUCAGGUCAAUCCAAGACUGUUCUUCACCAACAUUUUUAGUCUGAUUUCGACUCGAAUCUUAGCUAUGAAAUGACGGAGUUUCGGAUUUUCCAAUUGUGUUUUGAGCGAAAACUCGAUUUCAAAGCUGUUGAAUUUGAAGGGGAUUUGUGGAAUUUGUGUGAUUAUUGGACAGAAAUCAGUGAAUUCGAGUAAAUUUUUUGUUUUUUUUGGGUUGAGAGUUUGAAAAUUUGUGAGUGUUGGAUUUUGAUUUUGAAUUUGAAGUUGAUGGAGAAAGGCGAAGGAGGAGGGGAUUUCCCUCCAAAAAAGUCUCAAUCGCACACGCCCGUGUUGGUAGCCGCACCGACGUCGGAUUUUCCGGCGAAGAAGCUUGCAAGGCAGCUGGAUUUUACGGGUUUUGGUGGCACAUCGACGGCGGUGGUGUUGCCGGAGCACCCUCAACAGCCGGCGGCGGCUCAGCCACUGCCGCCGCCACAGCAACAGCUACUGGCGAUGCCGAUGCAAUCUCAGUCGCCUCUUCCUUCAAUUCGGCCUGUAAAACCAGAGUCCCCUAAAACGCGGUCGAAAACAAAUGUCGAAGUAAAAGAGGGUACUCCGAAGAAGCAAAAGCAGUGUAACUGCAAACACUCAAAAUGCUUGAAAUUGUAUUGUGAGUGCUUUGCAUCUGGAAUAUACUGUGAUGGAUGCAACUGUGUAAAUUGUCAUAAUAAUGUUGAAAAUGAGGCUGCCAGGCGAGAAGCUGUUGGAGCUACCUUAGAGCGUAAUCCAAAUGCAUUCAGGCCAAAAAUUGCUAGCAGUCCGCAUGGAAGUAGGGAUAGUAGGGAGGAGGCUGGGGAAGUGUUGGUGUUGGGAAAGCACAACAAGGGAUGCCAUUGCAAGAAAUCAGGGUGCCUUAAAAAGUACUGCGAGUGCUUCCAAGCCAAUAUACUCUGCUCUGAAAACUGUAAGUGCAUUGACUGCAAAAAUUUUGAAGGUAGUGAAGAGAGGCAAGCUCUCUUCCAUGGAGACCAUGCCAAUGACAUGACAUAUAUCCAGCAGGCAGCAAAUGCUGCCAUUACUGGUGCUAUUGGCUCCUCCGGUUUUGGAUCCCCUCCAGUAUCCAAGAAAAGAAAAGGUCAAGAGUUCUUUUAUAGGCCAACAGCCAAAGAUCCAUCCAUUCAUAGGCUUGGACAAUUACAGCAGACAAACCACAUAAAAGCUUCUUCUCAUUCCCCUUCCUUGUCUUCCAUUCCCAUUUUGCGUGUUGGUAGCAGUGCAACGUUGGGCCCUUCAAAAUUUGCGUACAGGUCACUUUUAGCAGACAUCAUCCAACAACAGGACUUGAGGGAGCUUUGCUCUGUUUUGAUGGUGUAUUCAGCAGAAGCUGCCAAGACUCUAACAGACCAAAGAAAUGCAAUGGAGAGCCAGGCACAAGAUCGGAUGGAAAGCUCUGUUGCUUCAUCAGCUCAAGACCGGUUACAAAGCCAGAAGGGAUCCGAAGCUGAGAACACUGUAGCUGAUGAUUGCUCAAGUGGAAACCAUGCUGAGAAAAUCAGUUCUGAUGAGUCCAAUUCAGAUGGUGUGGAUAUAUCAAAAGGAAGGCCAAUGUCUCCUGGAACUUUGGCAUUGAUGUGUGAUGAACAAGAUGCGAUGUUCAUGGCUGCUGCUUCCCCUAAAGGGUUAAUGAACCAUGGUUUUAAUGCAUCUUCACAGUUGCCUAAUGGGCAAGGCAUGACAGAAGUUUAUGCAGAGCAAGAAAGGAUAGUUUUGACAAAGUUUCGAGAUUGUCUCAACAGGCUCAUCACUUUAGGAGAAAUAAAAGAAACAAAGUGUUCUUCGUUGGCCAGAACCGAUUCAGGAGGUCUAAAAGACCCAUUAGGUAACGGCGUUGCAAAUGCCAGAACAGAAACAAGAAAUCAACAAGAACCCUUUAGGAACGGUGUUGCAAAAUCUACUGUUCCACCUACACCCAUGACAUCAACCACUGCUUCAAAUAAUGACCCGUUUUCAAAGAUUUCAUCCCGCAAAAAUGGGAAUGUAAAACCAAAGACCGAGAAAGAGAUGUAAAAAGAUUUAGGACAGAAGAUUCACCCCCACAGGUAUGCUGCUACAUCUCUGUAACAUUAGGCCAUUGUUGUCUUGUCUUUGUUGUAGCAGCGCGAUUAUAUCAGCUCCUGUCAUUUAACUGACCAGGGUCUGAUCCAUUUCUUACAUUAUUCAUUUAACUUAGAUUUGAUAUCAAAUUUUCAGUCUCGAGUACAGUUCUUUAAUAGGUUAUGUAGAAUGCAGAGCCAUAUAAAUGGUCGAGAUAUUGUUAGAUGCCGAUGAUCAUCUUAGCUUGUAUCCCUAAAUUCUAGGGCAAAUUUUUAUUGAAUCACAUUGCUGAGAAACAAAAAGCAAUUUUCUCAUUUUUAGGGGUUUGUAACUUAGAAUUCCUGAUUUUUUUUGUUUUUGUUUUUGUUAUGUUCUAUUUUGGAUGUUGACCAUUUUUCAAUAAAGUUGUGCGAAAGGGAUGAACAGGACCAACCUACAUUAAGGUGGGUUACCUCGGCUAUACCCAUGCUGUGACUACUA
This is a messenger RNA of Camellia sinensis, 2562 nucleotides long. NCBI's taxonomy places the organism in Eukaryota, Viridiplantae, Streptophyta, Magnoliopsida, Ericales, Theaceae. The record is from RefSeq and is a predicted model, not a curated record.